UGAGCUGACUCAUAGAUCCUCUUUUGUCCACAGGCAGUUGUCUUAGAAGAGAGGAAAGAGCUCUCGAAUACUCUGCCAGUUGAGAGAUUCAAUAGAACAGUAGAAUAGAACCAUGGAAAAUUUGGAUGAAGAUGGAUAUACUCAGUUGGAGUUCAGCUCUCGAGGUUUUGCCAGAAGACCUGUGUCCCCAAAGAAAGGAUCUUGGGCUGCAUCUCCUCCUUGGCGUUUCAUUGCUGUGACUCUGGGAAUCCUGUGCUUGGUAAUAUUGGUGCUAGCUGUGGUCCUGGGUACAAUGGGUAUUUGGAGAUCCAAUUCAGGAAGCAAUCCACUGAAGAAUAACAAUUUUCCAUCAAGAAAUAAAGAGAACCACAGUCAACCCACACAAUCAUCUUUAGAAGAGAGUGUGGCUUCUACCAAGGCUCUCACAACCACAGGAGGUGUUUCCAGCCCUUGUCCUGCUACAUGGGUUGCGCAUGAGAACAGUUGUUAUCUGUUUAGCACAACACUGUAUUCCUGGAAUGGAAGUCAAAGACAAUGUUCUCAGCUGGGCUCUCAUCUCCUGAAGGCAGACAGUUCCGAAGAAUUGGACUUCAUAGUGAAGGAAAUGUCUCCCUAUCCUCAUGACUCAUUUUGGAUAGGGCUCUCUCGCACUCAGACUGAAGGACCAUGGCUCUGGGAGGACGGCUCAAUAUUCUCUUCUGAACUGUUUCAAAUCAGAAGCACAGCUACCCAGGAAAACUCACUUCAUCACUGUGUGUGGAUGCACAUGUCAGUCAUUUAUGACCAGCAGUGUAGUACACCUUCACGCAGUAUUUGUGAGAAGAAGCAAUCAGUAAAAUGAUGGGGAUGUGGACACGAAGGAACAAGGAGAAGUGCGCAAGAUAGUGAGCAGGCCAGAACACAAAACAUGAAAGAAAGGUAUUGGAAGUCAAAGUAAAUGCGUCAGCUAUCGAAAGAGCUCAGUCAUCUUUAAUGUUAGCCAAAAAACGGGAUGGAAAGACAGUGAUGUUCUGCACAUUAACACUGUUGGUAGUUUAAUAUCAUGUUCUAAUGAAAAGAACCCCAAAAUAGAGUCAGAGCAGCAGAACUUGAAUAUUUAUCCUAUGAUUGACAUGGCAUUUACCUAGGUCUCACCACAAUUGCUUGGUGUUUCAAGAUCUUAGUUUCUGGCUCUCCCAGAGUCAUUCUUGACCUUAAAAAGUGUCACUGGAGUAGACAGGACGUGUUGCUGGGAUUUGUUCCUCCGCUUACAGCAGGUGCAUCUGACACAGGUGGAAGGCACAAUGUGAUUCUGAAUGAAGAAAUAAAAAAAUACUAGAAUCAGAGCUAUUUUAUUAUUUUGUUAAUAUGAUCAUGAUUGUGAUCAAGACCUCAUAACAAGCUGGAAUUCCACUUUUUUUCUAAAUUUAACAGCCGAGGAAAUAUGUCUCCCACAUCUCUGAAUGCUAAACUUUCCUAUAAUGUGAAAUUGUGGGAAAACUGCUCUCAAAAGAAAGCUUUCUCCUUUUUUGUUGUUGCUGUUUAGUUACAUUUUUAGAAUUUUUUAUUUUUCAAUUCCAGUUGACAUUCAAUAUUAUUUUACAUUAGCUUCAGGUGUACAGAAUAGUGGUUAGACAUUUGUACACUUUACAGAUUGAUCCCACUGGUAAUUCUAGUGUGUACCUAGAACCACACAUAGUCACAAUACUUUUGACUAUAUUCUCUAUGCUGUACUUCACAUCCCUGGGACUAUUUUAUAAUUAUCAAUUUGUACUUAUUAAUCCUCCACCUUUUCCAUCUAACUUCUAAGGCCCCUCCCCUUUAGCACCCAUCAGUUUGCUCUCUGUAUCUCUGAGCCUGUUUGUUUCAUUUGCUCACUUGUUUUGUACUUUAGAUCAUACAUGUAAAUAAAAUAAUGCAGUGUUU
Artibeus jamaicensis (Jamaican fruit-eating bat) is the source of this 1905-nucleotide messenger RNA. It is a transcript of the gene CLEC7A, whose product is annotated as C-type lectin domain containing 7A. The transcript is spliced from 6 exons. Gene Ontology annotation, biological process: cellular response to molecule of fungal origin; positive regulation of cell migration; detection of molecule of fungal origin. The record is from RefSeq and is a predicted model, not a curated record. Gene Ontology annotation, molecular function: pattern recognition receptor activity; (1->3)-beta-D-glucan binding. Bases 113 to 841 code for a protein of 242 amino acids. NCBI's taxonomy places the organism in Eukaryota, Metazoa, Chordata, Mammalia, Chiroptera, Phyllostomidae. Gene Ontology annotation, cellular component: cell surface.